Molecule: messenger RNA, 2145 nt
Organism: Malania oleifera
Lineage: Eukaryota; Viridiplantae; Streptophyta; Magnoliopsida; Santalales; Ximeniaceae
Product: nuclear transport factor 2B
Exons: 2
Coding region: 232-630 (132 amino acids)
Biological process (GO): nucleocytoplasmic transport
Cellular component (GO): nuclear pore central transport channel
Source: RefSeq, a predicted model, not a curated record
UUUUUUUUCCCAUUUAUUACUCGUCCAACUUAAUGACGUUACAAAUAGAACGAUCACCCUCACUAUCCCUACGCUCCUACUCGUGCUUUCUCGCGUGAGUCUUAAGCAGCCAAACCGAUUCAAAGAGAGAGAGAGAGAGAGAGAGGGCAAAGCCAAACCCCAACCCCAACCCCUGCCAACGCCCACCCUCACCUUCGUCAUCUUCAUCUUCAUCUUCAUCAUCAUCCAUCGAUGGAUCCAGACGCAGUAGCGAAGGCGUUCGUGGAGCACUACUACACGACCUUCGACGCGAACCGAGCGAACCUGGCCAACCUAUAUCAGGAAGCGUCGAUGCUGACCUUCGAGGGCCAGAAGAUCCAGGGCUCUACCAACAUCGUUGCCAAGCUCACCUCCCUCCCCUUCCAGCAGUGCCAGCACAGCAUAACCACCGUCGAUUGCCAGCCCUCCGGCCCCGCCGGCGGCAUGCUUGUCUUUGUCAGUGGCAACCUCCAGCUCGCCGGCGAACAACACGCCCUCAAGUUCAGUCAGUUCUUGUGGACUUGCUGCUUUAAGCUAUAUUUGCUUGGAACAUGGGCUGGCGACUUGAGUGGAACUAUCACAAUGCUCAUUAUGUUUAGAAAACCAAGCUAGGUUGACAAAGGUGCUCCCAUCUGGUGCUGAAAAUAUUUGAACAUGUUACAUGAAGCGAGAGUGGUAGCUGGAGUGGAAUGUAAACAAGUCAAACACUAGAAGUUUCUAUUCCUCCUUUCUGUCACUUUCAUUUUUCUGCAGGCAAUAUGGUGAUUUUAGUUGCCCAAGCACUCUUGGAUUGUGAUAAAGAUAACAUAAGAUCUUCACACAAUGAGAAGGCAUGUUCAAGUAAAAAUUGGCAUAAUAUGUUGGUUUUCUCAGUUUCUCCAUCUACCUGUCGUUAAUAGUGUUCUCUUGCAAUAAUAAUACUAAUAAGGUUAGGUCAUUCCUUUGGUGAGAUAUUGUGUGGUUGGAUAUGUUUUUCCUGCAUGUUUGAGGAUAUGGCGCUUAAAUUUUAGUUGUCGUUUUUAUAACUUUAGCCUAGUUUCUUUCUUAAAACAUUUGUUUUUCGCCUAUAAUCAUUUAGUGCUCUUUGGUGCUGUGACAUCAUAUAGCGACGUGCCCAUAAUGCCAUGUGAUUGGAUCCCUUUUAUCUUAACAUGUUCUGUGGGUUUCUUUCUUGAAAUCUAAACUUUAUAGUGAAUAACAUCUCAGAGUCGUUUGCUUUCUCACGAAUAAUAAGCGUGUGUUUUGGUGCUGCUGCAUCAGAGUGGUGUGCCCCAUGACGCCAUGUGAUUGAAUCCCCCCACCAGGCAAAAAAAAAUUCACAUUAAGGAAAUACUAGUUUUUAGUUCCUCUCAAUCCAAACUUCAUUCUUUAAUGUUUUUUUUUCUUAAAUUUGUGUUUUUAUGGGCACUGGUUCCAGCUUUUGACAAGCCCAAUCGUGCCAAACACACCUUUGGUUGCUAUUGGCUGUGCCUCUGCUUUUGUUCUCGUUUUACAGCUAGCUGACUUAACCUUGGUAGUUGCUGUACUUAUUUGAUGCAUUGAGCCCACGUGUUUGCAGUUGGUCUUGGUUUUUCUGCCUUUCUUUUCCCCACUUACGGUGGUGUGUUGCUUGUCUGGAAUUGUAGAUGUUCCAUUUGAUGCCAACCCCGCAGGGAAGCUUUUAUGUGUUGAAUGACAUAUUCCGGUUGAACUAUGCAUGAAGAUUUCAUUCGAGUUGGGACACCGCAAGCCACCUAUUUCAAAAGGAGGUUGGGGGAGACGAAUACAGCGUGUUUGGCUUCAAAGUCAGUUUGCUUUUUAAUCUCGGUUCGGUUUCAGACUUUUCAAUUUAAAACUGGGGAUUCUUUUUCUUCUAGGUUUUUGGUUGGCUAUGUUGCAUCCUGUUCUAUUGUGCCCUUUUUAAAAUCUCUGGCUUGCAUGAUUCAGAGAUUUAUUUGUUGCGAGUGGUUGGAUGAAUGGAUGAAAAGGUACAAUUGUAUGUUCGGGGAAUUAUUGGACAAUCUCCUGAAUGAAUUGGGUAUUGGGAAUUUUUUGAGUCUUUUUUCCCCCUUUGAAAAACAGAAUUAUAGGUGUAUAGCCCUACAUGAUUCAAUGAACGAGGGCUGUUGGUCUUUGGUUUCUGUUUAA